UAGGGGUAUCAGUUGCAGCCCAAAUCUCCCAAUGUCUGACGAGGGAGAAGAGGGCGAGGGAGCGCAUCGAUCAGACUCCUCUUCCCCGCCUGCGCUGGAGCGUCUUCCCCGAGGAUCUCCGUCUUCUCCGCGACUCCUGGACGUCUUCUCCUCCGCCUCUCCGCUCCUCGGGGACACGGACCAGCCGUAUCUCGCCUCACUGGAGUGUCUCCAGCCGUCUUCAGAGACCUCAGAGGAGAAGAAGUCCCCGCGUCUGACGCCUCCAAAGUUGCUCCAAAGCUCCGAGGACUGUGGCUCCACUUUGCGUUUGCCCCGGGAUGUGAGCUCAGACGCGGCGGGAGACCACCAGGAUGAGCCGCUUCCAAAGUGGAGGGGACGCGGAGCCAGGAACGCUGAACGCUUUCAGCACCCUGGAAAGAGACUGCGAUGUCCGGAGCUCCAGGAUUAUGGGAAUCACCACCCGGUUGAGCAUGUAGACCCACAGCUCAAUUCAGACUCCAGGCAGUCGGUCGAGGCCAUGCACCGGCGUCACACGACUUUACGGGAGAAGGGGCGUCGACAGGCAGUCCGAGGUCCAGCCUAUAUGUUCAACGAGCGUGGCUCUGCACUGACCGCGGAAGAGGAGCGAUUUCUGGAUGCUGCUGAAUACGGAAACAUUCCUGUUGUUCGUAAAAUGCUCGAGGAAUCUAAAACCCUCAACUUCAACUGCGUGGAUUACAUGGGCCAGAAUGCGCUGCAGCUGGCCGUGGGCAACGAGCACCUAGAGGUCACCGAGCUGCUGCUGAAGAAGGACGGACUGGCUCGGAUCGGGGAUGGUCUUCUUCUGGCCAUUUCAAAAGGCUACGUACGAAUCGUAGAAGCCAUUCUUGCCCACCCUGCUUUCGGAGGCGGUCUGCGUCUGGCUCUGAGCCCUCUGGAGCAGGAGAUGCGUGACGAUGACUUUUAUGCCUAUGAUGAGGACGGAACACGUUUCUCUCACGAUGUCACGCCAGUCAUCCUGGCUGCUCACUGCCAGGAGUACGAGAUAGUCCAUAUCCUCUUGACAAAAGGGGCUCGUAUAGAGAGGCCACACGACUACUUCUGCAAGUGUCUGGAGUGUGUGGAGAAGCAAAAGAAGGACUCCUUCAGCCACUCCCGGUCCAGGAUGAACGCUUACAAAGGCCUGGCUAGUGCGGCCUACCUGUCACUCAGCAGCGAGGAUCCGGUGUUGACUGCACUGGAGCUCAGCAAUGAGCUGGCCAGACUGGCCAACAUCGAGACAGAGUUCAAGAAUGAUUACCGAAAACUGUCCAUGCAGUGCAAAGACUUUGUGGUCGGCGUGCUGGAUCUGUGUCGCGACACAGAGGAGGUGGAGGCCAUACUGAACGGGGAUGUGGAUCAGUGCCCGCCCAGCCCAUACAACCGACCCUGCCUCAGCCGUGUCAAACUUGCCAUUAAAUAUGAGGUGAAGAAGUUUGUCGCCCAUCCGAACUGUCAGCAGCAGUUGCUGACUAUCUGGUAUGAGAAUCUCCCAGGUCUGAGACAGCAGUCUGUCGGGGUGAAGUGUUGGACCGUGUUGGGUGUCACCGUUGGUCUGCCUUUCCUGGCUGUUGCCUACUGGAUCAUGCCAUGCAGCAAGCUUGGCCAGAUCCUCCGAAGCCCCUUCAUGAAGUUUGUAGCUCACGCCGUGUCCUUCACCAUCUUUCUCGGGCUGCUGAUCAUCAACGCCUCUGACCGCUUUGAAGGGGUCAAGAACCUUCCAAAUGAAACCAUCACCGACCACCCGAGACAGGUGUUCCGGCUCAAGACCACUCAGUUCUCCUUCACUGAGCUGUUGAUCAUGAAGUGGGUUCUUGGUAUGAUUUGGUCAGAAUGCAAAGAGAUCUGGACCGACGGCCCCAGAGAAUAUGUCAUGCAUUUGUGGAACGUUCUCGAUUUUGGGAUGCUCUCCAUCUUUGUGGCGUCGUUCACUGCACGGUUCAUGGCGUUCCUCAAGGCGUCCAAAGCACAACAAUACGUGGAUCUCCAUGUGCCAGAUGAAGACCUCAGCAACGCCUCACUUCCCGAUGAAAUUGCCUACUUCACUUACGCCAGGUGCAAGUGGCGACCAUCGGAUCCUCAGAUCAUCUCAGAGGGCCUCUACGCCAUCGCUGUGGUGCUGAGUUUCUCUCGCAUCGCCUACAUCCUGCCAGCGAACGAGAGCUUCGGCCCGCUGCAGAUCUCGCUGGGACGCACCGUGAAAGACAUCUUCAAGUUCAUGGUCAUCUUCAUCAUGGUGUUUGUGGCCUUCAUGAUUGGCAUGUUCAACCUCUACUCCUACUACCUGGGAGCCAAGUACAACCCCGCAUUCACCACGGUGGAGGAAAGUUUUAAAACUCUUUUCUGGUCGAUUUUUGGGCUUUCGGAAGUGAUCUCAGUUGUGCUGAAGUACGACCACAAGUUCAUCGAGAACAUCGGCUACGUGCUGUACGGGGUCUACAACGUCACCAUGGUGGUCGUCCUUCUAAACAUGCUGAUUGCUAUGAUCAACAGCUCAUACCAGGAGAUAGAGGAAGACGCUGAUGUGGAGUGGAAGUUUGCGCGAGCAAAGCUAUGGCUAUCAUACUUUGAUGAGGGGCGUACUUUGCCUGCCCCCUUCAAUCUGGUUCCAAGUCCAAAGUCUUUCUACUACAUGGUCCUCCGGAUCAAGUCCUGUCUGAUACGGCUCUGUAAAGCAAACGGCCAUCGCCACAACAACGAGCUAGAACUGGGGAUGCUCAACUCUCAGACGAACGACGAGCACUUCAGAGCUUAUCUGCGGCCCGGAGAGGAGUUUGUCUCCAAAAAGAAUAGAAAGCACCCGACGAGAUACCAGAAAAUCAUGAAACGCCUGAUUAAGCGCUAUGUGCUCAAGGCUCAGGUCGACAGAGAGAGCGACGAAGUCAAUGAAGGCGAGCUGAAGGAGAUUAAGCAGGACAUUUCCAGCCUCCGGUAUGAGCUCCUGGAGGAGAAAUCCCAGGCUGCAGGAGAGCUGGCCGUGCUUAUACAGCAACUUAGCGAUGAAUUUGGCAAGAACACCCUGAGACAUUGACAGGAAAAAAGACAGAGGGAGAGAAUGGAAUGGAGGUGUGUGAAUUGAAAAUGAAAAUGUUGACUAAAUGGGCGGAUAAUGACUAAAAUAGAACGUGGAAACUGGAAGAGGUAGAAUCAAGAGGCUUGUAGGGUUUUGUAAUAGCUAUAGAUUUAGAAGUGUUUGCUGACUUAAGCCAAAAAAAUGUAGCAAUUUAUACUCUCAAUAACCAAUUAUAGAAAAACGUGACAAGGAAAUGCUUGUGGUUCAGAAUAAACAAGAGGUCGGCAGGUCAGAGGUGAAGCAAACAGAGCCGUAAUGGAACGUGUUGACAGCUGAAUUCUAAUUAAAAGUGAAGUCUUGAGGGAGUUGAGUCGACGAGAACGAGACAGAGGCUGGUGGGGUGGCAAGUGAGAUAGGGGGAGACAAAUGAGGAGAGGAACUCGAGCACCGUGAGAUAUGAAGAGUGACUACGGGCCUGAAUACUGGAGGCUCACUGAACGGCCUCCACUUCAGCUGCCAACUGAUAUCAGCGCACCAACUGGGAGAGGAGACGCGAUGACACACGGAGGAAGGGGGACAUGUGAUCGGAAUGGAUUUGAAAGGAAGUGGCGGGAGAACGGCCGGCUUCGCUUCCGUGCGGCCUCCAUGUCGUGGCACUGAGUGACCCUUUACACCAGGCAAACUAAUUAACACUCUUAUCGAUUUUGAUGAACACACUGACUCGUUUAAAAUUAUUAAGAAUAUUGUACUGAAACCCCAAAACCAGAACUCAUGUAUUGGUUUGUGCAGUUUUGAUGUGUUACAUGUUGCAUUCAGUAUCUAGCUAACUGAGUUUAGAAACUGGGGAUAGGGAAGUUAAAGGCAAGACUUAUAAGUAACAUUAUAUACAGCUGAAAUAAAAAAUACAUUUUACUUUUUUGUUUUUUUCAGAAAAUUCAACACCGUACACUGAGGCAGAUCAUAUGAACGUUCGAGCGUGCUAAAACACUGAUUGUUCAUGUUGAGUGCGCAGGAACACGCAAGACACGAUUUAGUGUGCUGGGACAAGAUUUGAUAAAAAUUUGCUAAUUUACAACAACAAUAAACAACAAUAUUUUUUAUCAAACCCGUCUGCAGUUUAGCAGAAAGAAAUCACGUCUGUAUUUCACAUUUAGCAAAUGUCUGUGCUGACAGUGUGUGUGUGUGUGUGUGUGUGUGUGUGUGUGUGUGUGUGUGUGUCACUGUGCACUGACAAGAUGUGUGGAGUGUGUAUGGUUCUGUGCAUGAUUCCUUAAAGAAGGAAAAUCUGGAAAACUGAACAGAUUUUUUUUACAUUUAUUUGGCAAGGAAAACAAACAAGGAAGCAAAACAAAAGAAACUAAAAAAGUAACUCCUGGAUAAAAACAUGGACAGCAACAUGCUACUAGAAGAGAGCAAACAAAUUGCAGUGCGAGGAGAUUAAAGUAAAAGGCUGAAAUUAUUUUUUGGUGUGGGAGCCAUUCUGCUGUUUCUUGAAACUGAAUGAUCUAAUUUACGGGAAUGGUGAAUGAACCUCUGCAGGCGGUGCCUUGUGCUUUUGUGUUGGCAUCAUCCCAUUGCAUAAAAAAUAUUCGCCCACAUUGGCCACAUUUGUGUUCUCUGUGUUUAUUUUCCAAACCAACUGUAUAAUGGACUUUUUUGUAUUUUGCUUUGCUCUGUGAAAACACAAUUUUAAUUUAUUUUUAUUUAUUUUUACUUUUUGUUUCAAAACAAAAACUCAAAGAAUGAUUAGUUAAGACGUCAUGGAAUUUCGAGUCUAUUUUUUUUACAUAUUUAUUUUCCACAUGUAUCUUUACUAUACACGCCGGGUAUUACAGUUGAUAUUCAUCAUUUUUCACAAAUGCUCUCAGAGGUCCAGAACAAUGUUGUGGUUUGAAAGUUUCUGAUAUUGGCUUCAUCACAAACUUGCAUGUCAGGAUCUUUGGAAAUCUGCCCAUGAAUCUCCUGACUGUUCAAAAAAUACGACAGAAUCGAUCGACUUCCUUUAGAUCACGUGGCCAGAACAAGCGUGGGAAUAAAUUGCUUAGCAGGAAUGUAGCAUGUAUCUAUCCAGGUUUUUAUGUGGCCUCACAUUGUGGAGUCUCAAAGUCUCAUCUUCUCGGUGCUCUCCUCUCCUCCAAAAGUACCUAUUUUGUUUAACUACUUGCGGGUGAGCUGUCAUCGAUAUGAUAAUCAUGUAGUUUAUUUUGCUUUAUUGCUUUUAUUUAAUUAUUUAUUUAUUUAUUGAAUUUAUCAAUUCAUCAUUACCCAAAAUAAGGUUGUACAUUCACCUCAGUCUAAUCUAAAACAGACAUAUCUUGAAUUGUUUUGUGUUUCACAACACGUCUCACUGAUUAAAGUCAAGUGAUAAAUAAGAAGUUUUAUAGCUUGAUCAUACAAAGAGGCGCAAACAUUAAAUCACCUUUGACAUGAUAUUUGCUCCCAUUCUCACCUUCAUUGUUGUAUAGCAGAAUACUCCCGGGUGGAUUUUCAUUUCUUUUUUUUCUUUUUUUCUUUUUUUAAUUUGUCGUGAGGGCGAUAUGGAGCACUUCCUGUCGGAACACUGCGGGGCAAUCGUCGCAUAUUACCACGGAAUAUUGGAGAUCUUGUGAUAAGUGCUGAUAGAGAUUUACUGUAGUGGGUCUCACAACAUGGCACUGCAGUCAUUUUAGUGUAUUUUUAUCACAGCAGGAGCUGGAAUGGAUGCAGCGCCUCAAAACUGGUGAUUUCCACAUGAGAAUUUAUGAAAAUGGGUUCAGAAAAUUGCACAUCGUGUGAUACACAGGCAGAUUUUUCAGGGCAAACAGUUGCUAUUACUAUAAUAAUCUAGUAUGAGAACACAUCUCAGUUUAAACUACAUUUUUAUGAAUUUUUAAGGGGCCAUGGUGUGUGUUUUACUGAUGUGUACUUUGUACUUACUGUGUACUUUUUCCUUCAACUGCAGUUCACGAAUGGCCGAGUCUGUUGUGUUUGAUUUGAGCUGAAAGGUGAAAGACGAAUUGACUUUGAAUAUUGAAGAACCUGUCAGAGCAAACAUGUAUGGUGCCUCAAAGUCAAAGACUAGUCAGAGGACUUGUGCUAUUUCCUGCCAGAACCUCAUUUGUCUGUCCUGUCAGUUCAGACAUGCCUAUUUUUACCCUUUCGGAAGUAACUGGUUGACGGAUUCACAGCCCAACUGCCAUGUGCUUCUGACACCUUUCCAUAGCAGAACAUUUUGGAUCAGACAAGGGCUGCUUCUUGCCCGCGUCGGAACAGUAGCCAACAGAAAGAUUAGCAAGCGGUUGUUAGUGACAAUAGAAAUGCCUCUAGUUAUGUCUUUGUUUUCACACUGAUGCCCUUUGAAAUUAAAAUCAUUCAAUAUUAUUAUUAUUAUUAUUAUUAUUAUUAUUCAAUAUUAACAGCGUACUGUUAAUAUUGGAGUGAUAAAUCCAAUGAUAAUUUUUCAACUUAUUUUUGUUGAAUAAAAUUGUAUUCUGCUUUUCUUUCACGAAUGUACAUAAAUUAAAAUAUAUUUAUUUAUUUUAUUUCUCUUUUUUAUAUUUAUUUAUUAAAGGGUCUUUAUAAAUGUAACAUGGUUACAUUUAUGAUCUGGGAUUAAUUUGGGAUUUAAUAAAUUAAAACUCAAGUUCAGCAUUGUCCAACAUAAUCCAACAUUCUUUCUUAAUUUCUAUCACAAAAAUACAAUCAUUUGUCAUUUGAAUAAUGUUGCAAUAGUUAGCAUAACUUCCCUGCCAGGUGAUGCAUCAGAGACAACAGCAGGUUUAUUGUAAUACAUUUCAGGCCUGGGAGUAUAUGCUCCACCAUAUUUUUGGUGCAAUUUUCAGAUCCAGUGAUCAAUACAACAGAGAUGCAGCAUUAUUGGGCUUGUUUCGUCUGCCAUAGUGUGCUUGUUCAAACGCCUACUGACAGACAUAAUGUGCCGUGACGUUGGCCUUUGACCUGACUGAACUGAAGAGCAGACAAUAUCAUCUCAUGACUAGCUUUACUUUAUGAUGCACCAGGAUUAGAACACCAGCCUUAAACAUUAUGAAAAGUGACUCAUCGUUUUUCAUUUUUGCUACAUGGCUUUUCUGAAGAAGCAGUCGUGAAUGUAAGUGUACCUGUUGCUGUUGAGGUUUUUGACCUGCACGUAUAUGAAAGAAGCCAGAAUGUAGCCAUCUAUAUGCAGUUAAAAUUGGGGAGAUAUACUGCUUUUUCAUGAAGAUCUCUGGAAUAAAAUGAGUCAGUUUGAGACCAAAAUCAACUUUUCACAGGUUUGUUGUCAUGAAGUACUGUGUAGCACACGUGAAUGCUUUUUCUUAAUAACAUGUGGCGCCCAUGUUUUGUGUUUUGAUGUCUUUGUCUCCUCAUGUUAUGUGGGAUGAAUCGAAACAAGAACCAGACUGCUCACUCUGAGUCAUUUUGAGCUGUAAAGACCUAAAACACUGUAUUUUUAUCCACGGCAAAUGUUGAUUAGAAUCU
Synchiropus splendidus (mandarinfish) is the source of this 7489-nucleotide messenger RNA. It is a transcript of the gene trpc7b, whose product is annotated as transient receptor potential cation channel, subfamily C, member 7b. Gene Ontology annotation, molecular function: protein binding; store-operated calcium channel activity; inositol 1,4,5 trisphosphate binding. Gene Ontology annotation, biological process: calcium ion transmembrane transport; regulation of cytosolic calcium ion concentration; manganese ion transport. NCBI's taxonomy places the organism in Eukaryota, Metazoa, Chordata, Actinopteri, Syngnathiformes, Callionymidae. The record is from RefSeq and is a predicted model, not a curated record. The transcript has 12 exons. Gene Ontology annotation, cellular component: membrane; cation channel complex. The coding region runs from base 32 to 3049 and encodes 1005 amino acids.